CGCCCAACGAGACUGAGAACAACACCAUGUGCGACUACACCAGGGGGACGGUGUCCCGAGUGCUCAUUUCAGUGUUCUUCAUGCUCAUCUUCAUUUUGAGCCUGUUUGGCAACAGCGUGGUCAUUUCCACCGUGUGGAGGGUGCAAAGGAAGCAGCGAGCGGCCUUCCUCUAUAUCGGCAACCUGGCCCUGGCCGACCUGGCCUUCACCGUCUCACUGCCCCUGUGGAUGGUGUACACGGCCAUGGACAACCACUGGCCCUUCGGGAUGGCCCUGUGCAAGAUCCUCAGCUAUGUGGAGCUCCUCAACAUGUACGCCAGCGUCUUCCUCCUCACCUGCUUGAGCUUUGACCGCUACCUGGCCAUUGUGCACUCACUGUCCUUGCCGUGCACCGGCAGCCACAUCUACGCUUCCAUUGCUGCCGUCUGGAUGCUGUCGGGACUCCUGUCUACGCCCGCCCUCGUCUUCAUCACCACCUUGGACGAGCUGAGCGGCAACCGCACUUUCUGCAGGUUAGACUUCAGGUCUGUCACGACCAGUGAGCAUCAGGCGAGUUUGCUGUAUGCCGGGUUAAGCUUUUCAUUAUCCACCCUGGGGUUCCUGCUCCCCUUACUGGCCAUGGUGGUGUGCUAUGGGUUGAUCGGCUGUACGGUGAUUCGCCACUUCAACACUUAUCGCAAAGGAGACCAACGCAAGUGGCAACUCUUGAAGGUCAUCACCACAGUGGUUGUGGUUUUCGCCGUCUGCUGGAUCCCCCACCAUGUGAUGAGAACCGUGGACACCCUCUUUGAUUUGAAACUGUUUCCAGCAGCCACCUGUGCUUUCCAGCGCUCUCUGCUGCUGGCCUACCCAUACGCCGCCUGCCUGGGCUAUUUCAACAGCUGCCUCAACCCCUUCCUCUACGCCUUCUUGGACCUGCGUUUCAGGUCACGUUGCCUGCACUUGCUUCAGCUCAAGAAGUACUGCCACAAACCCACCAGGGUCUAGUGGGCCUGGAGGACUCAAUCAACACUAGAUGUUUACUUCCAGGUUCUUGACUCUGCACCUUCCUGACAAAUAAAUCUCAAGGGAUGAAAUGUGAAUCGUCUUUGUGUAAUGCAGGGAUAAGCAGGCCUGCGUGACAAGUAAAAAUAAAAACAAAAUACAAAUGUUUAUCUGAUAUUUUUCCCCACUCUCAUUCUGUGUUCUCUCCUUUAUAGAAAUUGUUUUUUUAAGCCAAUCAUUUUUAUGAACCAACAAUAAAACUGUGAAUUUGCA
Syngnathus acus (greater pipefish) is the source of this 1256-nucleotide messenger RNA. Its product is annotated as apelin receptor B-like. Gene Ontology annotation, cellular component: membrane. The record is from RefSeq and is a predicted model, not a curated record. NCBI's taxonomy places the organism in Eukaryota, Metazoa, Chordata, Actinopteri, Syngnathiformes, Syngnathidae. Bases 27 to 986 code for a protein of 319 amino acids. The transcript has a single exon. Gene Ontology annotation, molecular function: G protein-coupled receptor activity. Gene Ontology annotation, biological process: immune response; G protein-coupled receptor signaling pathway.